AUGAUUCUCAGUCUACCUGUCUCCGCCGCGCCACGGCUCUUGCUUAGCAGCUACUACUAGCUUCUUCUCUUCCUCCGGAGGGAGAUUAUUCGAGAGAGAUGGCUGGGGUAGGCGCUGGGACGGGGGCGAUGAGCAGCCUCCUCGGCAAGCUCACCACCUUGCUUAGCGACGAGUACACGCUGCUCAAGAGCGUGCGCAAGGAGAUCGCGUUCCUCGAGCGCGAGCUCCGCAGCAUGCAUGCCCUGCUCGAGACACUGGCUGAGAUGCACAAGCUUGACCCCUUGGAGAAGGACUGGAAAGACAACUUGCGCGAGCUCAGCUACGACAUAGAAGACUGCAUCGACCGCUUCACGCACCGCCUUGGCAAUGGAGAUGCCAAGCGCGGGUUCGUGAAGAGGACGGUGCACCGGCUCAAGACGCUGUGGAAGCGCCAUGAUAUCGCAACGGAGAUCCAAGAACUCAAGGCUCGCGUCAUGGAGGAGAGCAAGCGGCGUGCUAGGUACGAGUUUGACAAUCGUAAUCCAAGAAAACCCGUUGUCGAAAUAGACCCUCGCCUGGCUACGUUCCAUGAUGAGGCCAAGAAUUUGGUGGCGAUCAACGGCCCAGUGAAUCAGGUUAUAGCCUGGUUGGCGGAGGAGAGCAUGGAGCUGAAAGUGGUGCCAAUUGUGGGGUGUGCGGGGUUGGGGAAGACGACCCUUGCUAUGGAAGUCUAUCGCAAGAUUGGGGGCGACUAUCAGUACCGAGCUUCCGUAUCGGUGUCGCGUAUCCUUCACCUCGAGAAGCUCUUGAAGGACGUCCUCUCUCAAAUCCACAAAGAUGAGUUCAGCAAAUGCCAAACGGAGAGGUGGGGCAAGGAACAAAUAAUCCGAGCAAUCUCACAGAUCUUAACAGGAAAGAGGUACUUAAUUGUUAUUGAUGACGUAUGGCGGGAAGAAGACUGGAAAAUUAUCAAGGCUUCCUUUCCUGGGAAUCAUAACGGUAGCAGAAUAAUUGCUACUACACGCAUUACCAAUGUAGCCAAGUCAUGUUGUUCUAAUUCCGGUGGCCAACUAUAUCAAAUGGCACAUCUGAAUAGUGUCGAUUCUGAAAGAUUGCUUUUGAAGAGAAUUUUCGGCCCUGACAAUGCAUGCCCUCCUCAUCUGAAAGAUAUUUCAGCUAAAAUAUUGAAAAAAUGCGGUGGUCUGCCAUUGGCUAUAAUUACACUUGCAAGUUUGCUAGCCAAUAAACCACCAACCAAAGAUGAAUGGGAGAGACUGCAAGAUUCCAUUGGUAUUGAUUCUUCACAAAAUGACAGUUUAAAAGCUAUGAGAGAUAUAUUGUUACUUAGUUAUUGGGAUCUUCCACAGCACUUGAAGACUUGUUUAUUGUACUUGUGUAUAUAUCCAGAGGACCACUCUAUUGAGUGCGAAGAAUUAAAAUGGAAGUGGAUAGCUGAAGGAUUCAUUGAUAAACAAUGGGGAAAUCUGGAUCAAGAAGCAGAGAACUAUCUUAAUGAGCUUGCUAAUAGAAGUAUGCUCCAACUGGUUGAUACUAACUAUGACAGCUCUAUAAAAUAUUGCCAGGUUCAUGAUAUGGUGCUUGACCUUAUAAUAUCUCUGUCAGAUGAAGAGAAUUUCGCCACUGUGUUGAAUGGGCGCGUCUGCAAUUCUUUGCCAAGCAAGAUUCGUCGGCUCUCCAUGCACUCUAAUGGACAACAACAUAAAGUGGCAAUUCAUGCAACCGCAAGAAGUAAGUUGCAUGCUCGCUCACUGCAUGUGUUUGGGGAAUUUAAGCAGAUAACCCCACUCGUGAACUUCCUUUCUUUACGGGUGUUGGAUAUACGUGAAGGUUAUAGUUCUAAUAGUUGCUGUUUCUGGUUGGAAAAGAAUCAAAUAAAAAAUAUAGGAAGUUUAUCUCAGCUGAGAUAUUUAAGGCUUGACAGUUCAAAACUCACUGAGCUUCCUGAAGAAGUUGGAAUGCUACGUUACUUGGAGACUCUUGAUUUGCGGCAUUGUAACUCACACUCAUUCACAGUACGACCAUCAACUAUGGUUAGGCUACGGAAGCUGGUACGCCUGUUAGUCCAUGAGAGGCUUAUGUUGCACUCAGAUAUGUUCCGAAGAAUGGAUGCCUUGGAGGUAGUGUCGGCUGUCAGUAAUGUUGACAACCCAAUGAAAUUUGCGGAAGAGCUUGGGAAUCUAACAAACUUGAGAAAAAUCUAUAUGCCCUGUUCUGUUGCUCUCCUCCAGGCCAAAAAUGGUGGUUACGCAGAAGCUUUUGUGGAAAUUUUGGUGUCUUCUCUAAAUGAGUUGGGCAAAUACAACCUUAAAUAUCUUCAUAUUAGUGGAAGUGUAGGAGAGAACAUGUUCAGGGACACUUGUUGUGCAUUUCCUCAUCUCCAAGAUCUUGAAAUAUGUACACUUAUUGAACGGAUUCCAAAGGGAAUGGCCUCCCUGAAUAACAUCGUCAGAUUACUCAUAAAAGUCAGACUAUUUGAUGAGGAAGAUCUGCGCCUUCUUAUGGGUAUGCCUUCCCUGACUCAUCUUGAGCUAACGUUAUACCAUCGGAUUGGCGUCAGGAAGAAGCACACUAUUGGUAGUAACGGAUUCAAGCUUCUAAAGGUGCUCCACUAUGAAAUUGCGUUAAGCCCAGGAACAGGGAUAUCAUUUGCUCCGGGUGCUCUGCCAGCACUCCGAUCGCUCCAUCUUUCCUGGACUGCAAGGGAUGUUAUGUCCCGACAUUGUAAUGGUGCUAACCUUGGCAUCGAGCAUCUUGCAGGCCUUGCACAACUCCAUGUCGAAACUAACUGUCGCUGUGCAACUUUGGGCGAAGUGCUGGCUGUCGAGGCUUCCAUUGGAAAGGCCAUCGCCUUGCAUCCCAAUCGCCGUACUCUUCAAGCUCAUGUCCGUAGACUAGGUGCAAGUUAUAUCUAUAAGGAUGUCAAGGAGAGGGACAUGGAGAGCCACGAGGACACGACUGGUGAUAGUGACGAGGAGUACGGGAAUAGCGAGAUUGAUAUGAGUGAUUCGCCACCACCGAGUACCUCCCGUUUGCUGCAAGAAGACCAAGUAACCUGGAGAGAAAAACAUUUGUCCAACUCUGCGAUACUACGAGUCUGCAAAUGGCCGGAUGAAUGACCAGAUGAUGCCAUGAUAUACAUUGUCCAAACAUAUACCAUGUUUUCUGCAACGUUUUGUUAAAUUGUGUGUUUGUAAUUUGGUAGUUUGUCGCUCUUCAAUGGGGCUUGAUGAGACCUACCCAUUCUGCAAAUCUUCGAGUUCUCUUUGCAUAUUCGCUACUACAAUGAGCUUGGUGAACUCUUUCUCGGAGUUUGUCUGCCUCCGUUUCCGCGACCACUUCACUUCGUGGUGUAACCUUUUCUUUUCCCUUUCCAUCAGCUGUUGGAUUUGGUCUUGGACUUGCUUGCAAAGACUUAGGUUUUUCAAUUGCAUCAUGCUCAUCGUAUACUAAUUACUUCAAUUCCUUCUUCCACAUUACUGUAGAUGUGCCUAUACCUCCACAUCACCCUAUGUUGUUGCUUG
Messenger RNA from Panicum hallii, 3521 nucleotides. RefSeq names its product disease resistance protein RPP13-like. The record is from RefSeq and is a predicted model, not a curated record. Gene Ontology annotation, molecular function: ADP binding. The transcript has 4 exons. The coding region runs from base 99 to 3116 and encodes 1005 amino acids. NCBI's taxonomy places the organism in Eukaryota, Viridiplantae, Streptophyta, Magnoliopsida, Poales, Poaceae. Gene Ontology annotation, biological process: defense response to other organism.